AGCAGUCUUUUGAGCUAGGUUUUAUAAUUCGUGUAAACAACUCAAACUCAAAACAAUUGGAAACAAACAAAACGAUAGACCGCAGCUGCCAUAAUGAAAUGCCGCUCCCGAUACUGGAUGCGUAAAGUAUAUAAUUUUCUUCCUGCUACAUCUUGAAUCUGUCCUCCAAAAAUCAAAUCUUAUAGAGCUUAUUUUUAAAGAUAUUCCAAGGUACUUUGGACGUUCCGCGAUUUCACCGAUAUGUUCAUUUGCUGCCUGGUGAAUCGGCCAGGAUCGGCCAAGGAUCGACAACACUGAUCACACAAAAACAGCAUGGCGCCAAUCAUCUAACGUAUCUGCCGCGACAUACAUUAAGCGUGUUUAUAGUGAAUUUAGUACAGUGGAACCACGAAAACGAAUUGGUGACCUACAACAAAACAUAUAUUACGUGUACUACCGAAUUACUGAGUGUUUUAUGGGUACAUCAGUGAUGCAGUUACACUGUUUUUACGUAACAUCGUGCCCUGCGUGCAACUACGUUGAGCUGCAGAUACCGUAACUGAAGUAGUUUGUGAAAGCGCUAACUCCUUUCCACAAACUGAGAAACAUGGCUGGUGUAGAACAGUGGGUCAGCGACCAACUGCACUCCAUUCUUGGGCUGAGUGAUCGCUAUGUGGCAGAAUAUUUGGUGCACAUGGCAAAGAAAAGUUCUUCGGAGGAAGAACUCGUGCAUAAACUUCAGGACACAGGCACUAUCACCGUGAACGACGCUGUUGUGGGCUUCGUUCACAACCUUUGGGACAAGGUGCCACAUGCUGCCCAGAGGGAGAAACCUGCCCGUGCUCACGAGCGCGCUGUUAGAGAGAUUUUGGAGAAAAAUUCGCAGUACCAGCUGCUUCCUGAUAGCGACGAGGAGGGAGAUGCCAGUGCAAAGAGGAAUCAAGCGUCAGCAAAAAAGAGGCAUCUCCGGAAAAAAAGUACAGCAGAUGAUGGCAGCGACGAUGAAAGCUCUGGAGUGUUUGCAAGAAAGAAGGACAAGCGAAACAUGGCGAGAAAGAUCAAAGAAGAGCCGGAAUCGGACUCUGAUCCUGAAGACGAACGGCUACGAGAUCUUAAAGAGAGGGACGAGUUUGCAGCUCGCCUUCGGGACAAGGACAAGGACAAAACGAGGAACAUUAUAGAGCGCUCUGACAAAAAGGCAUUCGAGGAAGCUGCAAAACGCCUCAAGUUGGAGGCUGAAGACCGAAGGAAGAUAGUGCCAAAGCUUCGAGUCGAUUCCCGCCGAAAAUACCUUGAGAAGCGAAAGGAAGAUAAGUUGAUAGAACUGGAAGCAGACAUACACGAUGAAGAAUUUCUCUUUUCAGAAACCCCCCUCACAGAACGAGAGAAGAAAGAAGGAGAGUACAAACGGAAAGUACUAAAACUGGCAAAGGAACAUGAGAGAGCGAGAGAGCUGGAGAAAAUACAACGUUAUCGCAUGCCAGUUGAGAAGAAGGGAAAGGACGACAUCGAAGAGUACGUCGAAGUUGACGCCAAGGAACAAGUUCCUCAGGCCGAGCAACGCAAGUGGGAGGAAGAAAGGAUGGGUAUCGCACGCCUGCACUUUGGUGCCAAGGAUGCGCGGGAAAGACACAAAGAAAAAGAGAAGCAGUACGAGCUGGUGUUGGACGACGCCAUCGAGUUUGUUCAAACGCUCCGAGUGCCCGGCACCAAGGGAAAGGACCAAGAACCAGAGCUGACUGAGUAUGAGCGCAAGAAGAUGUCCAUAGAAGAAACAAAGAAAAGCCUUCCAGUUUAUCCAUUUAGAGAAGACUUACUGCAGGCCAUUGAGGAACAUCAGGUCCUUAUCAUCGAAGGUGAGACAGGAUCCGGAAAAACAACGCAGAUACCACAGUAUCUGUAUGAAGCAGGCUAUACAAAGGACAAGCUGAAGAUUGGAUGCACGCAACCUCGGCGUGUGGCAGCCAUGAGCGUAGCCGCUAGGGUGUCCGAGGAGCUUGGAGUGAAAUUGGGCAAUGAGGUAGGCUACAGCAUACGUUUUGAGGACUGCACGUCUGAGAGAACAGUGCUUAAGUACAUGACUGAUGGUAUGCUUCUCAGAGAAUUCCUCUCUGAGCCUGACCUUGCUGGCUACAGCGUUAUCAUCGUGGACGAGGCCCACGAGAGAACACUUCACACGGACAUCUUGUUUGGCCUGGUGAAAGACAUAGCUCGAUUCAGGCCAGAUCUCAAGCUCCUGAUCUCAUCUGCAACGCUUGAUGCAGAAAAAUUCUCAGAGUUUUUCGAUGACGCUCCCAUCUUCAAAAUUCCCGGCAGGAGGUUUCCCGUGGAUAUCUUCUACACCAAGGCUCCUGAAGCAGAUUACUUGGAUGCCUGCGUAGUCACGGUUCUACAGAUUCACAUCACUCAACCCUUGGGAGACAUUCUUGUCUUUCUCACUGGUCAAGAAGAAAUCGAGACAUGCCAGGAACUGCUGAUGGAACGGACACGGCGACUGGGUUCCAAGAUCAAAGAGUUGAUCAUCCUCCCCAUCUAUUCUAACCUGCCUUCGGACAUGCAGGCCAAAAUUUUUGAACCGACGCCACCGGGGGCAAGAAAGGUGGUGUUGGCUACAAAUAUUGCUGAGACUUCGCUCACAAUUGACGGCAUCAUUUAUGUGAUUGACCCCGGAUUCUGCAAGCAAAAUAGUUACAAUGCCAGGACAGGAAUGGACUCGCUUGUUGUCACUCCGAUAUCAAAGGCGUCAGCUCGGCAGCGCUCCGGGCGUGCGGGUCGUGUUGCUGCUGGGAAAUGCUUCCGUCUUUACACAGCCUGGGCGUACGAGCAUGAAUUGGAAGACAACAAUGUCCCUGAGAUUCAGCGUGUCAACCUAGGAAAUGUAGUGCUGAUGUUGAAGUCUCUGGGCAUAAAUGACCUCCUCCAUUUCGACUUUCUUGAUCCACCUGCUCAUGAGACUCUGGUACUGGCCUUGGAACAACUGUAUGCAUUGGGUGCCCUGAAUCAUCUGGGAGAACUCACAAAGCUGGGUCGGCGCAUGGCAGAAUUUCCCGUUGAUCCGAUGAUGGCAAAAAUGAUCUUAGCAGCCGAGAAGUACAGGUGCUCGGAGGAGAUACUCACCAUUGCGGCCAUGUUGUCCGUCAACAGCUCGGUUUUCUACCGCCCCAAAGACAAGAUUGUGCAUGCUGAUACGGCAAGAAAGAAUUUCUUUUCGCCCGGAGGAGAUCACCUUACUCUCAUGAAUGUUUACACACAGUGGGCAGAUACGGAUUACUCGACCCAGUGGUGCUACGAAAACUUCAUUCAACAUCGUUCCAUGAAGAGGGCGAGAGAUAUAAGAGACCAGCUGGAGGGAUUAAUGCAGCGAGUCGAGAUUGAGAUGGUCUCCAGCAGAGACGACACAAUAGCCAUAAGGAAGGCAAUCACAGCUGGCUACUUCUACAACACAGCACGGUUUUCGAAAGGCGGCCAUUACAAGACUGUGAAACAUCAGCAGACUGUGAUGAUUCAUCCCAACAGUUCCCUAUUCGAGGACUUACCACGGUGGCUCAUCUACUUUGAGUUGGUGUUCACAACAAAGGAGUUCAUGCGCCAGGUGAUCGAGAUCGAAAACGGUUGGCUGCUUGAAGUGGCUCCUCACUACUACAAGGCCAAAGACUUGGACGAUCCAUCCAACAAGAAGAUUCCCAAAAACACCGGAAAAGCUCGAGACGAUCUCGUGCGGAAUCACUGAUGCAAGAACGGUUCCUGCAUCGUGACCAGAGCGCUUCCCGCAUGCGACGAUCACAGAGAAUCUGUAUCGAGUCGCUGCAUGUGUGCUUUCCUGAAGGGAAAAGAAAUACUACGCUACAAUUUUAUGCAGCACUGUACAUUGCAGGGAACUUUCACCUCUCAUCGUGGUCAUGGAGUGGUGUAGGAGGGCAGACGUUGACCCUGGGAAGGCGCGGGUCUGUUAUGUACUCGUGCCAGCGCCCGCGGCCAGAGUCCCUGACUAGCGCAGACCUGUGCAGCACUGGGUACUGGAGACCUUCGGCGAUCUCAAGGAGAGGAAGCGUCUCACGCGGGCAUAUGUCUUCGCCCUCAGCUGCGUAAGUGCCGUGCGGUGGCGGAUCGUGGCUACUGUCGGGUUCAGCAUCAUCAUCGCUGCUUUCGGUUGACUUUUCUGCGGUGCAACAGGAAAAUUGUGUGUGCACAUAUGUGAACAAGUAUUACGUUCAAUCAUUGUUCAUGAGGCAGAGGCUUAAUACAAAGACUCGGUGCAGUUCAUUUUUA
Messenger RNA from Ornithodoros turicata, 4248 nucleotides. It is a transcript of the gene l(2)37Cb, whose product is annotated as pre-mRNA-splicing factor ATP-dependent RNA helicase DHX16-like. Gene Ontology annotation, molecular function: ATP binding; RNA binding; helicase activity. Bases 587 to 3709 code for a protein of 1040 amino acids. Gene Ontology annotation, cellular component: catalytic step 2 spliceosome; intracellular anatomical structure. The record is from RefSeq and is a predicted model, not a curated record. The transcript has 22 exons. Lineage: Eukaryota; Metazoa; Arthropoda; Arachnida; Ixodida; Argasidae.